AUGAAUCUCUUCCGACUAUGUGGCGAUCUCUCGCACCUGUUCGCCAUGCUGAUCCUUCUCGCCAAGAUUUGGAAGUCAAGAUCAGUCUCUGGCAUCUCCGGCAAAUCCCAGGUGCUAUUUUUCCUCGUCUUCGUGACUCGUUAUUUGGAUCUUUUCACUGUCUUCAUCAGUCCGUAUAAUACCUUCAUGAAAUGCGUCUACUUGCUUUGCUCCUUCGUCACGUGCUUCUUCAUCUACUCGAAAUUCAGAUCUACUUAUAACGAAGAAGGCGAUAAGUUCCGAAUUGAGUUCAUCCUCGUUCCCGCCGUCGGCAUGGCCUUCCUCGUCCACCACGAUUUCAACAUCACCGAGCUCUUGUGGACCUUCUCGAUUUACCUCGAAUCCGUGGCGAUCAUGCCCCAGUUGCAAAUGAUUGCCGAGACUGGCGAAGCUGAAUCCAUCACCAGCCACUACCUCUUUUUCCAAGGAGCUUACCGAGCACUGUACAUUGUCAACUGGUACUGGCGAUACACCCACGAGAACUUUGUCGACAAAAUCGCAGUCGUCGCUGGUUGCGUUCAAACUGUCCUGUACAUGGAUUUCUUCUACCUUUACAUCACUAAAGUUCUCUACGGUAAGCGACUCACAAUCCCUGGUGGCGGAUCGCAAGGUGUCUGA
Oikopleura dioica is the source of this 657-nucleotide messenger RNA. The record is from the annotation of a GenBank genome assembly. NCBI's taxonomy places the organism in Eukaryota, Metazoa, Chordata, Appendicularia, Copelata, Oikopleuridae.